CUCUCCCUCUCCAUCUCUCAAGUGACCACAGUAGUCUUUUUACUUUUGAGCCAAGCAAUCACGAGACGCCCCUGAAAGUCCCUGGCUUUUGAGCUUGUCUUUCUACUGCUAAACAAACCUAAUCUCCUCAUCCUCUUCUCCCAAAACCGUGAAACUCUAGACUCUCUCUCUUUCUCUCUCUCACCUCUUCAAGACCUGCAUGAGAAAAAACUCUUCCUUUCACUUCAAUUCUGGACAAAAGAAGAAAAACAGGAGACCCCAUAAACUCAUCUUGCACUUUCAUGCCUUUCCUCCACCAAGAUCAGCUUCCUCAGCUUUCCUGAAGCCUUCCUUCAGGAUUCUUUCCUUCGGAAUUUAAAAACUGUGUCUAUUCAGAAAUGGAAAGCAGAAAACACCGAAUUUCAGUCCUUUCUCUCCGUUUUUCGAUCCCCUGUAACCUUUAGUAAAUUGCCUCAUCUUUUCUCUGUGUUUGUCUUUGUUUCUUUGUUUCUUUCUUUUUGGAAGUUUAUGUUCUUGAUUCAUGACCAUCUUUCUCUCUUUCACACGCUCGACAAGAACCCAUGUUUCUGAACCAGUUCAUGCACUUCCUGAAAUCAAUCCACACAUUCAGAAGGAAAAGCCAAUCCUUUUGAUUGGUUCUUGUCGAGAGACCCUCUUUGCUAACUAGCCAUCCCUUUCUCCCUCCCUCUCUGUCUCUCUUUGAAGCUCCAAUGGCCACCUCAUGUUUCCACGCGUUUCGCUUGAGGAAAUCAAAGAGCAAGCAAUUCUCGGCACCUUCGUCUUCAAGAACCAACUUGAAUUCAGACAUGGAGAACAUGGAGAGGAAGAGAUUCGAUAGCUUGGAGUCGUGGUCAAUGAUACUGGAGUCUGAAAAUAUGGAGUCCUGGGAAGCAUCAAGAGAAGAUCAAGAAGAGUGGACGGCCGACCUCUCCCAGCUGUUCAUAGGCAACAAGUUUGCUUCGGGUGCCCACAGUCGGAUUUAUCGUGGAAUUUAUAAGCAGAGAGCGGUGGCUGUGAAGAUGGUGAGGAUUCCGAAUCAGAACGAAGACACUAGAGCUCUACUAGAGCAGCAGUUUAAAUCUGAAGUCGCAUUGCUCUCGCGUCUGUUUCAUCCUAACAUAGUCCAGUUCAUCGCAGCUUGUAAGAAGCCCCCGGUAUACUGCAUCAUCACUGAAUACAUGUCGCAAGGAAAUCUGAGAAUGUAUCUCAACAAGAAGGAGCCUUACUCUCUCUCGAUCGAGACAAUCCUAAGGUUAGCUCUUGAUAUAUCCCGAGGGAUGGAGUACCUUCAUUCUCAAGGGGUGAUCCACAGGGACCUAAAGUCAAAUAACUUGCUUCUUAAUGAUGAAAUGCGAGUAAAGGUGGCGGAUUUCGGCACUUCGUGUCUAGAAACACAGUGCCAAGAAAGCAAAGGCAACAAGGGCACGUACCGUUGGAUGGCGCCAGAGAUGAUCAAGGAGAAGCCUUACACUCGUAAGGUCGACGUGUAUAGUUUUGGGAUUGUUCUGUGGGAACUCACCACAGCCUUACUUCCUUUCCAAGGAAUGACACCGGUGCAGGCUGCAUUUGCUGUGGCAGAGAAGAAUGAUAGGCCUCCUCUGCCAGAGAGCUGUCAGCCUGCGCUUGCCCACCUAAUCAAGCGUUGCUGGGCGGCGAACCCUUCGAAGCGUCCGGACUUCAGCGACAUCGUGGCUGUGCUAGAGAAGUACGAUGAGUGCGUCAAGGAAGGGCUUCCCCUCACUUCCCACUCGUCGCUGGUUAGUCGGAAGCGCAUCCUCGAGCGCUUGAAGGGCUGCGUGUCGUCCAUGAGCUCAUCUAUACCUGUACAUGCCUGACGCUUAAUUGUGAGGUAUAUACCUAUUGUUUUCUUCAUGAUUAGUUGUCUGUUGGCCGUGUACAUUCGAUGUUCUUGCAUUAAAGUAUGAUGUGAUUGUAUAUUGUUUAUUUGCCAUCACAAACGUCGCACUCGAAAGGUUCGGAAGAUAGGGGCGCCGCAAAUUUCCCC
Messenger RNA from Syzygium oleosum, 2005 nucleotides. Its product is annotated as serine/threonine/tyrosine-protein kinase HT1. The transcript is spliced from 3 exons. Bases 711 to 1835 code for a protein of 374 amino acids. The record is from RefSeq and is a predicted model, not a curated record. Lineage: Eukaryota; Viridiplantae; Streptophyta; Magnoliopsida; Myrtales; Myrtaceae. Gene Ontology annotation, biological process: protein phosphorylation. Gene Ontology annotation, molecular function: ATP binding; protein kinase activity.